Messenger RNA from Cheilinus undulatus (humphead wrasse), 8432 nucleotides. RefSeq names its product SEC16 homolog A, endoplasmic reticulum export factor (gene sec16a). Lineage: Eukaryota; Metazoa; Chordata; Actinopteri; Labriformes; Labridae. Gene Ontology annotation, cellular component: endoplasmic reticulum exit site; ER to Golgi transport vesicle membrane. The record is from RefSeq and is a predicted model, not a curated record. The coding region runs from base 141 to 7322 and encodes 2393 amino acids. Gene Ontology annotation, biological process: Golgi organization; autophagy; COPII vesicle coat assembly. The transcript is spliced from 31 exons.
GUAGCCUAGUAGGAUGUGUUCAUUGAAGAUGGUGGCGCUGUGUCAGACUCGCUGUCCUGUACAUUUCUUUGCCUGACUUCAGUCUCUUCAGUGACAUCUACUAGAGUGACUCGGUCCUCGGACCUGCUUGCUCUGCAACCAUGCAGUCCCCUCCUCGGACUGGACCUCCAGGAGCCUCUGGGCCUCCUCCUCCUUCAGGUCCCAAUAUGUUCCGCAGGACCAGGCCUCACAAGCAUGCGGCAGCAGCUACUGCCCCAAUGCCACCUAUAUCUCAACCCAUGACAGACCCUUUUGCUUUUGUUAGAGCUCCUCCCCCUUUGGCUGCAGGUGGUCUCCCGACGAUACCCAACAGCAACCCUCCACCAAUGCAAGCCCCACCUAAUACCAUGUACUCUCAGGCUGGGGGACUGCCUCCACAGCCACAGACACUGGAGAAUGUCCCAGCUGCUUUCUCUGGUCCCCCACCAUCCUCUCUGCCAGGAGUGACCCUGUUCAACCCUCACAGUACAGCACCUCCUGGUGCAUUCCCAGCUCCCAGUCCUGUGGGAUAUGCACCCUCACAUAGUGAACAAGGCUAUUUUAACUCAAGAGAACAGACACCAUCCAUGGGGACAGAGCCUCCGCCUGGGCCCUCAGCUCCACCAACACAUCACUCACCUUUUAAUCAGGAAUUUCAAGGACAGCCUCCUCAGCCGGUGCCCUUCCAACCAGUGCCUCCCACCACCUCCUCUUCCCAGUGGGUCCCUGAUCACAGUAGUCGCCCUCCAUCAGUUCAGAACUAUUUCCAGCCUACUAGCGACCCUCCACACCAACCUUUUCAUCUACCCUCACAGCCCCAGAUGUACCCUUCACACACCCCAUCACCACAUCAUAAUGCCCCCAUACCUCCAACACAACCUGCACAACCCCAAAACCAGGCUCCUCCUCCUGCCCAGCAUCCUGUGACUGCCCCUAGUUCUCAAUGGUCUGACCCCAAUGCAUCCCAACAGCAUAAUUCCCACUUCCAAACUCAGAAUUACUUCAGUCAGAGCUCUGCCCCCCAGGACUCAUGGUUCAACCAACCACCACAGGACCCAGGCUACCACCAAAUGGGGACUGGUCCGGGCUAUCCUCAGCCCCGUCCUGAAUCUGCUGGAUCUCAGCAUGCAUCCAGCGCCGGGCCUGGGCCUAGUUCUGCAUCUGCCUCGCUCCCAUACCCACAGGAGUCUGGGACGCUCUCCAUGUUCUUUAAUGACAAUGAUGUUGAAAAUGAGGAAACACUGGCUGGAGAUAGAAAUAAAGCAGUAAAUGGUGUUCCUGGCUCUUUUCAGCACCACAGCAACCCACAAGCCCACAGUGCCCAAUCAGAUGCUCCCUUGGAUUACCAAGGAGCCUCUCUGCAAGAUCAGUCUCACCUCCCAUACAUGCAUGAUGGAAAUCAUGCACCCCAGAAGCCUCCUGAGUCCCAGUAUGACCACGUUGAGAAUCUGGAGUGUGUGCCCAACCAGGAAGUAUUACCCAGCGAAACCCUUGCCAGCCCUGUUGCUCCUGCUGCCCAUGGAGUAGACCAGUUUGAAACUGGGCCAAACCUGGAGACUCCAGAUUCAGUCCCAAGGCCAAUGAGAUCUGCCAGUGUGUCGUCCAACUACAGCAACAUAAGCCACGGAAGUGGAACCAGCGGCCGACGUCAUCAGGGAGUAGUGGGUACCUUUAUUCAGCAGGAAAGUCCACGUCUCACUGAUGAGGCGAACCUUUCUGCUGCCGCUGGAGGCUACUUUGAGCAGAUUGACUCCUCUCCAGCUGGAGAUAUGGGUGCCCGGCAGAGCUCCCUGGAGCAGAUGUGGCAUCCCACACCAAGCCCUCCCAAACCGACUGGUAUCUUUCAGGCCAGUGCUAACAGCUCCUUUGAACCUGUGCGCUCACAUGGCGUUGGAGUGCGUCCUCCUGAAGUUGACAAGGCUAAAAUGGUCGCUGAAGGGGGUGCAGACUCUACACCUGGCAACUUAGAGCAGCCACCAGAUAAUAUGGAAAAUAUUUAUGGCCCUGGGCAUCCCCUGCCUGCUGGGACUGGAGGCAGUGUCCCUCACCUGACACACUCGGUGGUGCACUCUCACUCACGACCAUCAUCCCGUGCUUUCGGGGUGAAUCGGCCCUGUGAGAGCCCUGCCACUACCCUGUGGGCUCAGAAUGAUCCUACUAACUUUGGAGCUAAUAUCCUCCUAGCUCCUGCUGCCCCCACAGUUCUCGCCCCUUUACGAGAGCCCAGUGCUGAGGUUAUACAACCUCCAGAGGAUGGUCCACUGGACCUGCAGCCCCCCCAGAGAAACCAGCCAUCACAGCAGCACUCUGAGAACCUAGAGAACCCACCAAAGGUGAGUGAGGCCGAGCCAACUGACUCUCAAGGCAAUCUCGGCUAUGCAUCUCUCCUUGUGUCUGACUCGCUCCGCCAGCCUGUUUUGAUUGCCCCACCUGUGUCCAAUUAUAGCGUGAUUCCCCCCAGUACCACUGCUCAAGCAGCCAGUCAAACUAGCCUUAGGGAAACUACCCCACCUGUGAGAUCACUCAUACAGGGACAUGGUGCCAGUACCUCCCAGCCGUCUUCAUUAACCUCUAAUCAGAAUCCACUGUUUGUCCCUGGACCAAUAAGCUUUAGCACUUCAGUCUCUAACCCAGGCCCACUCAAUCUGACCCGAGACAACACAGAAGCGGCACCAUCAGACCCCACAGCCCCACCACUGUCUCAGCCGCUUCGCCCUCCUCUUUCCAGGGGCCAAUCAGUGGGUGGGGACAGCCACUCUGCUCUCCAAGUUAAUCUACCAGCUUCUCUUGUGACCGCUCCUGUCUCUAAUCAUAAUCAGCCAUCAAAUUAUGAACUGCUUGAUUUUUCUAUGCACCAAUCACAAGCCCAAAACCAAGCAACCAGCCAUCCUUCCUCUCUACACGAGUCUCCACAGUCUAGUAAUGGAUUUUACCUACAGGUCACCAAAGACGCCCAGCAGGGGGUAAGAGUAAAAGGCAAUGCCCCUGUCCAGCCCCAGGCCUCUUCUUCCACCCCACAGGUUCCGCCAGCAGCCCCCCAAGCAGCUGCAAGCCCCCAAUUACCACCGGCAGAGCCACCUAAGAGACCAGACUCUCAGCCUGCUGUACAGGCACAAAAUGCUGCACCUUCUGUUCCAGUGAGUGGAGCACCACCUUCCUAUGGUCAGUAUUCUGCUCCAGCACAGGGGCCUGCUGCUGAGGUGGCUGCUCCUCCAGGGAGUGCACCUCCUCCAGGGAGUGCACCUCCUCCAGGUAGUGCACCUCCGGGUAGUGCACCUCCUCCAGGGAGUGCACCUCCUCCAGGGAGUGCACCUCCUCCAGGGAGUGCACCUCUUCCAGGGAGUGCACCUCCUCCUGCUGUUGCAAACCCUCCAGGGCCUCGGGGACCAGUACCUCCAGGAGCUCCUCAGCCUAAUCCUGCAGAGCCGCCUCGACCACCCUCAUCUGCAGGCAGCCAGCAGGGCUACGGACCCCCUCCUCCAGGGCCAGGGCAGAUGUAUGGUGGCUAUUAUGGCAAUUAUGGAGAAUACCUUGAUAGCAGAGCACCAUAUCCCCCCGGACAGUACCCACCUCCAACUGGAGAUCCCAGAGCGCAGCAGUAUUAUCAAGAUGGGUCAUACAGGGGCAGAGCAGAUCCUUGGUAUGGAGCUUAUCGUGAUCCAAACUACCAGUACAGAGAGCCUCAACCAGAGAGACCCAACUCCAGAGCCAGCCAGUACUCUGACAGGCCUUCAUCCAGGCAAGGCUAUCCUGAAGACUACCACAGAGCUAACCGAAGUGCCUACAGUGAUUAUUAUCCAGAUUACGCCAAGCACUAUGAUUAUGCAGGAUACAACUAUGGACAGUAUGACCCACGGUACAGAGGAUACUACGAUCAGUCCAACUGGUGGAGUUAUGAUGAGAGCUACAGAGGCAGAGACUACUAUAAUCACCAGAUGUAUCCUCCCAGGAAAGAGGGCUACGAUGAUCAGUGGCGAUACUAUCCCGGUUACGACCCCAGUUUUGAUGAUGAUUACCGCCGUCGUGAUUGUGACGACUUCGACCGACGCAGUGUCCACAGCGAGCAGUCGGUGCACAGUGUGCACAGCUCCCACAGUCACCACAGCAGACGGAGCAGUUUCAGCUCACGCUCACAACAGAGUCAGGUAUACAGAAGCCAGCCUGACUUAGUAUCAGCAGUCUAUGACACAACAUCAUCGACCCUGGCUGUUGACUACUCCUAUGGACAGUACCCGAACCAGACUGAUGCUUCUCAGAACUACAGCCAGUACAUCUAUCCCUCCGAGUACCCCACAGAAAGCACCUGGAUCACCCCUGAGCAGCCUCCUCCUCGUCCCGCAACACCAGAGAAGUUCACCAUACCCCAUCGAUGUGCCCGCUUUGGACCUGGUGGUCAUUUAGUCCAAGUUCUACCUAAUCUCCCUUCAGCUGGACAGCCUGCACUUGUGGACAUCCACAACUUGGAGACCAUGCUACAGGAUACACCUGAUCAGGUAGAACUGCGAGCCUUCCCUGGACCUCUUGUAAAAGAGGAGACCCAUAAGGUGGAUGUGAUCAAGUUCUCCCAGAACAAAGCACUGGAGUGUUCACGAGACAACAACCUGUUGGACAGAGACUCUGCCCGCCUGCUCUGGGACUUCAUUAUACUGCUCUGUAGACAGAACGGGACUGUGGUUGGCACGGACAUCGCUGACCUCCUGCUUAAAGAGCACCGCUCCGUCUGGCUGCCAGGUAAAAGUCCUAACGAAGCCAACCUGAUUGAUUUCAACAACGAGCCACUGGAACGAGCUGAAGAAGAGCCUGGAGCCGGGCCGCUGUCCCUCUUAUCAGACACCUUCAUGACCGUCCCAGAGAACGUCGGCAAGGAAACAGAACGCUUUAGGGAGCUGCUGCUUUUUGGUCGUAAGAAGGAUGCAUUAGAAGCAGCUAUGAAAGGAGGUCUCUGGGGUCACGCGCUGUUGUUGGCCAGUAAAAUGGACAACAGGACGCAUGCUCGUGUCAUGACAAGGUUUGCAAACAGUUUGCCCAUCAAUGACCCUCUCCAGACGGUGUACCAGCUGAUGUCAGGGAGGAUGCCUGCAUCAGCCACUUGCUGUGGAGAGGAGAAGUGGGGUGACUGGCGCCCUCACCUGGCCAUGGUGCUGUCUAACCUCACACACACCCUGGACCUGGACACCCGCACAAUCACCACCAUGGGUGACACUCUGGCUUCCAAGGGGCUGAUCGAUGCUGCACACUUCUGUUACUUGAUGGCCCAAGUUGGUCUGGGAGUUUUCACAAAGAAGAGCACCAAGAUGGUCCUGAUUGGCUCAAACCACAGUGUGCCCUUUUACCAAUUUGCAACCAAUGAAGCAAUCCAGAGGACUGAAGCUUAUGAGUACGCUCAAUCUUUGGGCUCACUGCCGUGCUCGCUGCCCAAUUUCCAGGUGUUUAAGUUGAUCUAUGCAUGCCGUUUGGCUGAAGCUGGCCUGAGUGCUCAGGCCUUCCAUUACUGUGAAGUCAUUUCAAAGACCGUCCUCAUGCAGCCUUCCUACUACUCUCCUGUUUUUAUCAGCCAAAUCAUUCAGAUGUCUGAAAAGCUGCGAUUCUUUGAUCCACAACUGAAAGAGAAGCCAGAGCAGGAGCUGUUCAAUGAGCCUGAGUGGCUAAUUCACCUCAGAAGGCUCGAUGGACAGAUCAAGACGGGGGCGAUUUUGUACAAUGCGGACAGAACAACUCCGACACAGUUUGAAUGCAGCAGCCCCAGCUCUGACUUAGACCAGCACAGCCCAGCUGAACCUUACAACAUGUCUGUGGAGUUUGAUGGCCCCGCCCCAGACAAUCCGCUGAUGAGCUCAUUACUGCCAGGAGCAGCACCGCAGGGAGUACAGCUGAUGCCUCCAGCACCCACCUCCAUCCUCCAGGACGGGAUGGCUCCUCCUCAGCCUAUACCCCCUAAUGAAGUUCCACAGUUCUACCCAGUACCUCCCACUGGACAGCCAGGCCAUCUCCCUGUCCCAGGCUACCCUCCACAGGACCCUGGUUUUGCCCCUCCCCCUUUCCAGCCUCAACCUGAGCAGACAGAGAUGUACCCAGGAGCCCAUCAGCAGCCUGGUCGCACACCUCCUCAAAUGUCCCCACACAUGCUCCCCCAGGUGCCACAUUCACCCGUGCGGAUGAACCCCCCGACACUCCAAAUGCCUCCGCACAUGCCGCCCUCUCCUGGGCACAUGCCACACGUAGAGCAGCACCCACGAUCCCCGACGGAGAUGCACAUGAAUCCACCGAUAUCAUCGUCACCUCCCAGAGGCUCCCUCACACCUCAGGAUGACUUCUACGACCAAAUGGCUCACAUGGGGCCUGGAAGGAGAUCGAGGACAACUUCACAGUCUUCAAUGCACAUGGCUUCAGGACGACGCUCUCGCAACAAUUCUGUAUCGUCCACUCACUCUGGAGGAAGGGAGCGGAGCAGCUCAGUCAAACAGGUCUCUCCACCUCCACCUUCGAUCCCUGAGCAGCCCCGCAAAGAGGAAGCUAAACAAGCCAAGAAAGACUCUCCUAAAAAGGGUGGUCUUGGCGGCAUAAUAAGGUGGUUCUAUAAGGGGAAGAAUGAGGCUCACCUACCAGACGACAAAAACAAAUCUAUUGUUUGGGAUGAACAGAAGCAGAGAUGGGUGGACUUAAACGAGCCUGAAGAGGAGAGCAAACCUCCUCCACCACCUCCGUCUGGCUUCCCCAUGAUGCCUCAGAUGCCUGCUGGCCCCCCUGGAGGGCCUGGUGGGCCCCCAAAUAGUGGGCCCCCUGUCAACAUGUUCUCCAGGAAAGCAGGCGCGAGGAGUCGAUAUGUGGAUGUUCUGAACCCGAAUAAAACGGCGAAACCGGGCGGUUUAGCCCCUGCUCCGGCAGAUAUUUUUGCUCCUUUGGCGCCGAUGCCCAUGCCUGCUAACCUUUUUGUGCCUAGUUCAGCUCCUGACGAUCAACAGCCUUUAGAGGGGAGUGAAGGAGGAAACCUGGAGCAGAAUUCACCAAACGCCAGCGCUGCUCCUCAGAUGUUCAAUCCAACGUUGUUACCACCUGCUCCAGAGGGUCCUCCUGUGCCUGAUGGUUCACAGUCUGGAGAGCUCUCACGUUCUAGCUCAAUGAGUUCUUUAUCACGCGAAGUGAGUCAGCAUUUAAACCAGAAUCAUCCUGCCCAGGGGACUGCACCCACAGGAGGCAUCACUUUUUAUAACCCUGCACAGUUUGCACAGACAAGUGCACCAUCAGGAGGUGGACAUCGCCCUGGUCGCUUGGGCGGCCAGCGCCAGUACCCAGUGUUGAAGUAAACACCAUCUUGCAGAGAGAUUGUGUGAACAGACUUGUUGAAUAGAGUGAUAUCCUACCUGGAAGUAAAAUGAAGCACAUGGACUUACUGCUCUCUGAAUAAAGGACCUUUCUUUUCUGCCUGCACCUAAGAAGAACAUAAUCACAGUCUCCAUCAUGUUGAUUCGUUAGAGCUUAACUGCUCUGUCAUCUUUGUCUUUAUUGUCACUGGUUGAGUUUGUUUGCAGGCACAGCGUUUUCUUCAAGGGCUUCUCCUGGAUCCAAACAGAGACACAUAGUAGUGAGAAAUUUAACAAGUCUAUUCCAGAUGCAUUUAUACAUAAAUCUGUAUAUUAAUGAAGGCCUAAAUCUGUGGAAAAUAAAUAUGUUGCUCGUCCAAGCUUAUCGAGUUUCCCCUCAGACGUUAUCAGAAUAACCAUGGCAGAUCCUGUCUUAGGUGUCUACAGUCCAAAUAUCCAUGUUUGGUUUACUGACUGUGUGAUGGAGAGUGGAAAGGGGAGUCUUUUUAAUUUCAUUUGUGUGUGCAUUUGCAGCUCUGCGGUGUUCUUCACCCAGAGGCAGCAAUUAUUGUGAGAAUGAAUUGUCUUAGUGUGCAUUGUCUGCUGUGGAUUUUGCUUUUCCUCUCGGGAAAGGAGGGCUGUUGGUUGUCACAGGAGAGACGCUCUGCUGGCUGAAUAACCCUGACGGCUGGAGAAAGCCUGCAGCAUUGAGAAGCUGCUUGUUGCAGAUAUUUAUUUAUGUCUUAAUGUCCUCUUUCCCCAUCAUUAAGUCUUCACCUCAAGGAAUGCGUCGGGGUCUUUCGUCCAAGCAUAAGCUUCAAUUUUUCCCUCUGAGAAAGCCAGAAAUAUCAGUGAAGAAGGGUGGUCUCCAGAACAGAAAGAAUCAGGAUAAAACUGCUUUUUAAAUGUCACUAAAAAUAAAUCUAUCCAAAUAUUUGUAUAUCAGAUUGAUUGUAUUUAUGAGCUGUAGGUAUAAAGGUGUGCGUGUGUGUGGAGCAACUAAUUUUUCAGAUUUGCUUUGAAGAAAUGCGUUUAUGAUUCUCCAGAAAUGAUGUGGAUUUGUAUUUUUAUCAUUUGCAUUGGCUUCUGCAGACAAAUAAACUAUCAAAAUUG